Molecule: messenger RNA, 1104 nt
Organism: Mytilinidion resinicola
Lineage: Eukaryota; Fungi; Ascomycota; Dothideomycetes; Mytilinidiales; Mytilinidiaceae
Exons: 1
Coding region: 142-1104 (320 amino acids)
Source: RefSeq, a predicted model, not a curated record
CUCGUUAGAGCUGACCCGUUGGUGUAUCGAACCUGUUAUAAUAGUAAGCUCCAAUCCAGUGUAGAUCGCCUGAAGCAUAACCCCUUCCGGUGGCGGUAUAAGAGUGUCAACAAAUUAACACAAUCUCUAUAAUAUCGCAACAUGCCUCACUUCGCUAUGCGACAGGUCCCGGACAAUCUAUUCUUUGAAUCCAUUCUGAGAGUGUCCUGUACAUUUUUGCCCGAAAUUGAAAUCGACGAGGCUCUCGAGCAUUAUGAGAAGCAAAUGAACCGGGUGAAAGCCGCUGGCUUAUCUUUCGAAGACUGUGUCGUUCACACAUACCUCAUACCUAAGAGACCACUGACUGAGAUGUUACGCUCUUGGAAAGCUGCACACGAAGCCUUAUUCGCUGCAGAAAAAGCUCUUUACAAUAGUGUGACUGCAGUCAGCCCCCAAAGCGUGUACGUCCCUACGGUCAUGCGUAUGCUGCAUGUGUCAGUUAAGGCGGCUGUGGUUGUAGCUCGCGGUGCGGAUUUCCCCAAGAGCGUGUUUUGGCAACGUUUAGGCCUGCUGCCGCGUAGCGGAAAAUACACAUGUGGACCCAGCAUCCAAAAAUACAUAUGGGCUUUAGUCCGUGUGAUAAGAUGGGAAUUAGAUGCUCUUGAAAGCAGGAUCGACAACAUCGACUACAACAACACAGACAUUGUCGAAACCUUAGGCCCCGACGUCCUGUCGAAUGACCUGGGUACGGCAUUCUGGGGUCCAGCAAUCGAGGACCGAGACGACCACGAGGGAUGCCUUAUCUGCGGGGAUCCCUAUACCGGAAAGCAUCUUGGCAUGAAACUUAAGUGCGGACACGUUAUGGGAACAAAAUGCAUGCUCACUUGGGCAAACUCCACGAACAAAAAUGCGAAUACCUGCCCGAAGUGUAGGACAUGGCUAUUACCCCCUCGCGCACGUCGACCCGUUAAAGACUGGAUAGAUGAGUGGAUCGAGCGCAAAGAAAUAGCUUUGACGCAGCUGGACCAAGUCUGUGCUUUUUACAAAGCAGUAGCUGGAGAAAAACACUACAAGGUAUCUGAGCUGCCGGAGUUGGUGGAGGAAGUAAGGCCGCUCCGGAGGUAG